AUGUUUAUUGCAUUUCAUUUCAGGGUCCCACCCAGUAAUGACAUGGAUACUAAAAAUGCAACAUCACUGACAAAGUUUGAUCUAGCAGGACUUACAGAUCAACAGGAGUGGCAAAUCCCUCUGUUUCUGGUGUUCUUGGGGAUAUACCUCAUCACCAUUGUGGGAAACCUUGGACUAAUUGUGCUCAUCUAUAAUGACCCUCACCUUCACAUCCCCAUGUAUUUAUUCCUUGGGAGUUUAGCCUUCAUGGAUGCUUGGCUAUCAUCCACAGUGACCCCCAAGAUCCUGGUCAACUUCUUUGCCACAAGUAAGAUGAUCUCUCUUUCUGAAUGCAUGAUACAAUUGUUUUCCUUUUCAUUCAAUGCAACCAUAGAAUGUUUUCUUUUGGCAGCAAUGGCAUAUGAUAGCUAUGUGGCCAUAUGCAAACCUUUACUUUAUCCAGUGAUUAUGACUAAUAGACUAUGCAUUAGGCUAUUAGUUUUGUCCUUUUUAGGUGGCCUUCUUCAUGCCUUAAUUUAUAUAGGUUUAUUAUUCAGAUUAACCUUUUGUAAUUACAACAUAAUAAAUCAAUUUUACUGUGACAUCAUGCCAUUGUUUAAGAUUUCCUGUACGGAACCUUUGAUUAAUGUUCUGAUGGUGUUUAUUUUUUCUGGGUCAAUACAGGUGUUUACCAUUCUAACUGUUCUUGUCUCUUAUACACUUGUUCUCUUUACAAUCUUAAAAAGGAAGUCUGUACAGGGCAUCAGGAAAGCCUUCUCCACCUGUGGAGCCCACCUCUUAUCUGUUUCUUUGUACUAUGGCCCUCUUCUCUUCAUGUAUGUGCGUCCUGGAUCUGCACAGGGAGAUGACCAAGAUAUGAUGGACUCUCUAUUUUACACUGUCAUCAUUCCUUUGUUAAAUCCAAUUAUCUACAGCCUGAGAAAUAAGAAAGUCAUAGAUUCACUGGCAAAAAUGUUAAAGAGAAAUGUUUAG
Messenger RNA from Diceros bicornis minor, 972 nucleotides. RefSeq names its product olfactory receptor 5H2-like. Gene Ontology annotation, molecular function: G protein-coupled receptor activity; olfactory receptor activity; odorant binding. The transcript has a single exon. The record is from RefSeq and is a predicted model, not a curated record. The coding region runs from base 1 to 972 and encodes 323 amino acids. Gene Ontology annotation, biological process: G protein-coupled receptor signaling pathway; sensory perception of smell. Lineage: Eukaryota; Metazoa; Chordata; Mammalia; Perissodactyla; Rhinocerotidae. Gene Ontology annotation, cellular component: membrane.